AUGUUAACCCCGACACGGCGGCUCCCGAAGGCGCUUUCCCCCUACGCCCAAGCGCUGAGGCACGUCGCUCUCAGGGGUGCCACCGCUUUUGGCCCGGGCGCAAAAGAGAUGGAAUUGGAUAUGCUCCGGAAAGGAACGCUGCCAGCCGACUACAGGCCACCUGUCCAAGGAAGGUGGGACGAUACCAUUGAGCGGUGGGCGUAUGCCUGGCAGUUCCCAGCAGAAGAAGAGCAAGAUGACAUUACCAAAUCGGUGGAACGCAAUGCGUCAGGCAUGCAAGCGCUAUUGGAGAUUGGAAACAAGUUGCUGCGCUCGCCGCCAUCUCCAGAACCCCUCUCUGGGAAAGCUUCCAAGUUGUAUCCACCGGUUGGGGACAUGUCGAGUGGAAAUACCGCAUUGCUUCCACCCAACCCCACCUACGAUGUACUGGAGCAGGACGUGUCGGAGCUGAUGGCAGAAGACGCAGUGGUUGUGGCUUCCCAGCCCCGUCUACGCGCAGAGGAACUCUCAGCGAAGUACAACGUUCCCAUGGCUUACAUCGAUGACAGCUCAGAGGCCAGUAAUGCGAGUAAAAGCCUUGCCCUCGUGAUGGAGGAUGUCGGUUUAGAAUUUACAGAGGAUGGUCUUACCGUAGUCAUAUCUGCCCUAUCGAGGCAAGGGUACGGCACCAUUGGUCGAGCUAUUUUUGAUUUUGCCUCCACCAUGGGGCUGGGGCCUUCUGCCGAGAUGUACAAAGCAUUGAUGAAGUACGCCUCACGACGCGGAGAUGUGAACGAAUCCAUGGCUCUCAUUGAAGAAAUGAAGGGAAAUGGAAUUACACCCCGCAUCGGCAACUGGCACGAACUUAUGUACACCUUCUACAAGGCAAAGGACUACCCUGCAGUGAGUCAAAUAGUGGAUAACAUGAAAAUGUAUGCCAAUAUCGAACCCAAUGAAGUCACGUUUGUACUUCAACUUAAAGCACUGGCCAAAGACAACUCCCAGUUGAACUCUCUCCCCGAGGCAAUUCAGUUGUUUGAUCAAAUGGAAAAUGUCUAUGGCUUUAUAGCGUCACGUCCCCAUUAUGAUGCCAUGAUGUUUCAUCUAAGUCAGAGUCCGCGACCGGAAAUGAGGCUCCGGUGCGAGGAAUUGGCCCACAAAAUGGAGUUGAUGGGGAUUGUAUGGAAUGCCAACACAUAUCUUAACCUUAUUCGCUCAGCCCAGGUAGUCGGUGAUGUUGCGGCUGUUGAAAAGUACCUCAGUAGAAUGCGCGAGGAGGGGAUCCCAGCAAGCAUCGGGCACCUAACAUGGGCCGUUCAAGCGCACGUACAAAGCAUGAUACGGAUAGAUUACGAUGCGCUGAAGGAAAAGGAUGAAAGCCCCCUUCCUACUUGGCUCGAGCAUCUUGAAACGUGUUUUGGUAUCUACGAGCUAGUCGUCCGACGCGGAUGGGUAAUGCAGCUCCCCUUCGUGAACGCACUUCUUCGCCUAACCUGCCAAGCUACCAUCCUUUCCAUGGAGCGCACGCCAGAUGAAGCAGAGACCAUCGGUAGGUUCGAGGAGCAAGCCAACAAAAUUUGGAAUCAUACAUUUGACGAAUGGCAACUGCAAAAGGACGUCUACAGCUACGAAUGUUACAUUGCGCUUCUGGCACACCAGCAGCGCAUCGAUGAGGCUGAGAAACUUUUUCAAGAAAUGAUACUAAAGAAGGAUCUGUCACCGUCUAGGAGAACAUAUCACUGUAUGAUCUUCAUGCACCUGUCGUCGGGUGAGGAAGGAGGAACUGCGAGGGCCCUCAGAUAUCUGGAGGCAAUGGAGCGCGCCGGUAUCCAGGUUAGGCCAUCCCUUUUGAAGAAAAUCGUUCGGGUAAAUAACGCUGCGGGGUACAAACGAGAUAUGAAGCGGCGUGCGCGGCGUAUCAUGCAGGCGAGGGAGGAAUACCUUGCUAGGAAGGCAGAGGGCGUUAGCUUCGGGGAAGGAGGGAAGGAAGGAGCUUCGAAUCAAAGGGCAGAUGUUGACGCGGAGGGAAACUCCAUCCUAGAGCCUCUCGCUGUUUCUCCCACUUCAACGCUAGCUUGGUGGGAAAAGUGGAAGCGGGAGACCGUGAGUAAGCACGAGCUGUUUACUGAGGAGGGAGCUGACGGCACUCCAAAGGGAGAAACGUUCGAAGAAAAAAAUGAAGCUCUCCGGAUGAUGGGCAUCACGUCCUCAUUUCAAACGAAGGAUCUCGUCCCGCAACCCGACAGACAGAAACUGCUGCCUCUCAUCAGAAGGGAAGAGGGGGAAAUCGCGGGUAGCCUUUGGGCAAUGGAUGGUGGUGAGUUGUCGUAUCCGAAGGAUGGGGGCGGCCCACAAGGUUGGGGUGUCCGGCUCUGGCGUGAGCGGCAGCUUGUCAAGCGGGAAUACCAGAAAGUUUUGGACGGAUAUCGUCCUGUUCCCCAGCUUUCAACACUUGGAAACUCUGUCCGAACGGCCGGUGACCAAUUAGAUAUUGAGAGGAGUGGGGCGCAGACGCCUGGGGAAUUGUCCGAUUAUCGAAACUUUCCUGAUAACCGCUUUGACGGAGGUCAGCUGAAACCCGAGUCAGAGGCAGCUCCAGCAGUUCCCUUUUCCGCAGAACUGGUCUGGCAAGGGGAAGCCAAUGACAAGCUCUCGCCCUACAAGUCCGACGAGGAAAUUGCCCUUGAAAACGACAACACUUUCUUUUCAAGCCUUUCCAAGGAAACGGAGGGAAAGCUAAGUAUAGCGGUGAAGGCGAUGCAAAACAAAGAGGAGAAUUCUGUGGAUGUUAGAGGAAAGGGGGUGACGAGACGUUCUAAGUUUGAUUACUUGGAAAAGUGGAGAGACAUGUAUCGGCACGGCACACUGGAGGUGCCUGAGGGACCAACACUGAAUUUUGGCCGCACGCCAGACGAUCACAAGGAGACAAUGGCAGCUUUGGUUCGCGGUUGGUAUCAACGCAAUAGGAAGGAGCCAGCAUCCGAAGAAGAACUGAAGAGGUGGAGGGUCGAUGAGCAGCGAAGCAGCGAAACAUCGGCCUCGCGUGCGGCGCUCAAGAAGCGAAAGCAGGUACGAAGUCGUCACAGAAAUAAAUAG
This is a messenger RNA of Trypanosoma brucei brucei TREU927, 3075 nucleotides long. RefSeq lists its product as hypothetical. Bases 1 to 3075 code for a protein of 1024 amino acids. Gene Ontology annotation, biological process: tRNA 5'-leader removal. The transcript has a single exon. Gene Ontology annotation, molecular function: protein binding; ribonuclease P activity. The record is from RefSeq and is a predicted model, not a curated record. Lineage: Eukaryota; Euglenozoa; Kinetoplastea; Trypanosomatida; Trypanosomatidae.